Messenger RNA from Triticum aestivum (bread wheat), 631 nucleotides. RefSeq lists its product as uncharacterized. NCBI's taxonomy places the organism in Eukaryota, Viridiplantae, Streptophyta, Magnoliopsida, Poales, Poaceae. The record is from RefSeq and is a predicted model, not a curated record. The coding region runs from base 136 to 534 and encodes 132 amino acids. The transcript has 2 exons.
CAGGCCCCAGUCCCUAUUUCUCUCGUGUUACUUAACACGUACGUACGUGCUCAACAACUUGACUAAUUAAUUUGCAUCUAGUCGUAUCGCGAGAUCUCAGGAGCGACCCUUUUCCACGAUUUCUGUCCUGUUUCGAUGACGAAGAUUUUCAGGUGCAGCUACUAUCGGUCGAAGCAACCUGAGCCGCCUGAGGAGGACGAAGAAUCGGCGGCGGGGGAGUACGAGUACGUGGAUCUCGAGGACGGCCAAGGCAAGCGUGGAGGCAGCGGCGAGAAGCCGGAAUCCGGCGGCGGCGUGGACUCUGAUGGGCCGCUCACGAUCGACGUCGUUGGCACCAUUCUCAUCGGCAUCUCGUGCAUAAUGGUAGGCUGCUUCUUCCUGGGUGGCUCCUACCUCCAGGCCGGCCUGGCGGGGCCAGACGUCGCCCUCCUGGUCAUCGCUGGCGCCUUGUUGCUCGCCCUCGGGGCCGCCGCUUUGGCCGGUCUCGCCUUGCGAGGCUACACUGUCUCCUCGUGGUUUCGGGGUUCUGAUUGAGAUAUAUUUUCAUCCAUCAUUUGCUUACUUUAUUGUCUCCAUUAAUUGGAUCCGGUGUGAAUUGAUCUAUUAUUAUAUACUCCUCCUCUCCGGUUUA